Hypanus sabinus (Atlantic stingray) is the source of this 3518-nucleotide messenger RNA. Its product is annotated as 26S proteasome non-ATPase regulatory subunit 11-like. The coding region runs from base 40 to 1308 and encodes 422 amino acids. The record is from RefSeq and is a predicted model, not a curated record. Gene Ontology annotation, molecular function: protein binding; structural molecule activity. The transcript has 14 exons. NCBI's taxonomy places the organism in Eukaryota, Metazoa, Chordata, Chondrichthyes, Myliobatiformes, Dasyatidae. Gene Ontology annotation, cellular component: proteasome regulatory particle, lid subcomplex. Gene Ontology annotation, biological process: ubiquitin-dependent protein catabolic process.
GGAGGGAGUUGAUUGACGUAAUACUCGGCGAAGAAAAAGAUGGCGGCAGUGGCGUUGGUUGAAUUGCAGCGCGCUCAGUCCUUGAUCAGCACUGACAGGAACACGUCCAUAGAUAUCCUGCACAGUAUCGUGAAACGUGAUUUCCAGCAAGAUGAUGAAGAGGCUGUUUGUGUGAAAGAGCAAAGCAUUCUGGAGCUUGGAAGGCUGCUCGCCAAGACAGGGCAGGCAGCAGAACUGGGGGGACUGCUGAAAUAUGUCAGGCCAUUCCUGAAUUCAAUUAGUAAGGCUAAGGCUGCUCGGUUGGUUCGGUCUCUGCUCGACAUGUUUCUGGAUAUGGAGGAAGCAACUGGUCAGGAGGUAGACUUGUGCUUAGAAUGCAUUGAGUGGGCGAAAUCUGAGAAAAGAUUAUUUCUUCGCCAGGCUUUGGAGGCUCGUUUGGUUUCUCUGUACUUUGACACUAAAAGGUACCAGGAGGCAUUGCAAUUAGGAUCACGGUUGCUUCGUGAACUGAAAAAGAUGGAUGACAAGGCACUUUUGGUGGAAGUUCAGCUGUUGGAGAGCAAGACAUAUCAUGCACUGAGUAAUUUACCAAAGGCACGAGCUGCCCUGACCUCAGCCAGGACAACUGCAAAUACCAUCUAUUGUCCACCAAAACUACAAGCUGCUCUUGAUAUGCAGUCAGGUAUUAUCCAUGCUGCUGAAGAGAAGGAUUGGAAAACUGCAUACUCUUACUUUUAUGAGGCAUUUGAAGGCUAUGACUCCGUUGAUAGUCCCAAAGCUAAUACAGCCUUGAAGUAUAUGCUGCUCUGCAAAAUUAUGUUAAAUACGCCAGAGGAUGUGCAGGCCCUAGUGAGCGGGAAGCUUGCUCUCCGAUACGCUGGGCGACAGACCAAUUCACUAAAAUCUGUGGCCCAGGCAAGCAAGAAUCGGUCAUUGGCUGAUUUUGAAAAGGCUUUAACAGAUUUCCAGGCAGAACUGCGGGAUGAUCCAAUCAUAACAACACAUCUGGCAAAGCUAUAUGACAAUUUAUUGGAGCAAAAUCUUAUCCGAGUGAUUGAACCUUUUUCCAGAGUUCAGAUACAGCACGUAGCAAGCAUUAUAAAUCUGUCUAUGGGUGAUGUGGAAAGAAAGCUGUCCCAAAUGAUCUUGGACAAAAAAUUCUAUGGUAUUCUAGAUCAAGGAGAGGGAGUCCUCAUUGUAUUUGAUGAGCCUCCAGUAGAUAAAACAUAUGAAGCAGCACUUGAAACAAUACAAAAUAUGGGUAAAGUAGUGGACUCUCUCUACAACAAGGCAAAAAAACUGACAUAGAUAUCAACACUGAUCCAGAGAAAUGGAAUGUGAGGGAAGAAUGCGGAGUUUGAAUAAAUGCUAGGAGUUUUUCAGUGUAUUCUAUUUUCAAUCUGAAAGUUUUUAAAACCUUGUCAAAUUCAUUGUGAUCAGAACAAGUUCAUUUAGUUGAUGUUGCUUUUACCCAGAUUAUCAGGGGGUGGUAUGACAUUGUUUUAAAUCCUUUAGUCAAAUGUUGUCCUGCUCUUCAUUCUCUUGAGCAUUUAAUCAAUCUUGCCUUGUUAUGCCCAGAGGUUUCUGGUUGUUCAUUGACCCAUGUUGUAUCUGUGGACCUAGCUGAAAUCACAGUGCUUUUGUCCUAACUUGUUUUCUAACAGUGAACGUACCAGAACUGUUUUGGUUCUUGCUAUCAAUGUCAAAUGUACAAAAGGUUUUGACUAACCAACAGUUAUCAGGUAUAUCUGAUGUUCAGAUGAGUUCAUAAAUAAAAAUACCUUUUUUUCAAAGUGUGUGUGCUUUUUAAAAAAGAUUUCUAAUAUAGCAUGGUGACGAAGUGCAAAAAUUAGGUGUUCUUGAAAGAUAUAGUUAUUUGAAUAUAUUAAUAGCACAGAUGAAUUAGUGUACAUAUUUUCUGCAUCUGAAUUUCUUGGGUGAGGUGUAUGAAGAAAAUUUCUAUGGAAUAUCAGUAUUGAUACCGUAAGUUUCUUUGAAUUGUCUGCAAUGUGCUUUACAAAUGUUAAACCAAUAUCUUAAAGGUCACUUGCAGAAAAAGCUUUCAAAUCAACUACCAUUUUCAGACAAUAAUAUUCUUAAAGAGUAAAAGGGGUAAAAGGGCUCGUGGCGCAGUGACAUCAGCACUGGACUCCGGGAGAGUAAAGGUUCCCCAGUUCAAAUCCGGUCAGGCUGCUCCCGGACACGUUUUCUAUCCUUGCCGGGUUCAGUGUUGGUCUUGAAACUUAGCCUCGUUAAAAAAAAAUGCACUAUGAGGAGGAAGUGGGGGACCACUCACAGAAUCUUUACUCCAAGACAACGACUUUGAAAAAAGUGGUCACUAAGGCUCUGGCAGAGUAUGGCACACAAAACAAGGGGGUAUUUGCAAUUGUUUUUAAAUAGGUCUCUAAGAUGAAAUUCCAAACCUUUUGAAGUUCACUGAGGAAUAACACAUAUAUUGUUCUUAUGCAGAGUACCUUGGGUAGAAUCUACUUCUCACUCAGAUGCUCAGAAUAUUCUGUCCAUUAUUAUUUAUAGUUACAAAGAUUAUGGAACUUUGUUUCUUGUUUUUACUAAUGGGUAGAUAGCUUCUGGAUUGAUAAGGCAUGAAUUAUUCUAUGUGCUGUUUUGAUUGUAGAUGUGAGCUAUACUAAGAUUAUAUUGCUUUUUUUGUUAGAAGCAACUGAUAAAAGUUUUUAACCACUGUAGUUAUCAAUGUUGUAUAUACAAAGUCCUGGUUUUUUAUUUAAGUAAAUUUGCUUGUUUGUUUAUUUAUUUCCUUUAUUUAUACACUUUUAUGUAAUGCAUGAGUGGCUUGCUGCCCACUGUGAGAUAAGUAAUUCUAAUACUUUAAUGUAAACUGAUUUAAUUCUUACACACUGCUGACAGGAUUGUCACUUAAUUUUCAAAGCACUCAGAUUACUAAAGGCUUUCAGAAAUUAAUCUUGAGCAAAAUCAACAAUAACUCCUACUGAUUUUGCUCCUUUAUUGCAUUCUGUACAAAAUUAGGAAAUGCUGAGAACAUAGCUUUUAUCCAUUUUCCGUAGAGUCAUUGUCAAUUGUAAUAUAUUUUGACUGGCAGCAUAGGGAUGAUUUCUUGCUUUGGAGCCAUGCCUCAGUGUGCAAUGGAAUAGUAGGAUAUUUGCCCAAAAACUGUCAGAAACAGGUACAUUAGACUUCAGUAUCUUCAAACACAAAUGUUUCAUAUUUAUACACAACUUGAAGUUAUAUAAAAUAAUGUUAAUAAGAGUGCAAAUGAAAUUAAGCUAUUGCAAUUUUGUUCUUAAGCAUUAGAUUUUUAAAAUAAUCUAUCCUGUUGGUUAACAUUUGUCAUUUAAUAAAUCAAGAUUAAAUAUACUUUUAAGGACUUCUGUUUGCUGAAACUAAUGAAUAGUCUGGUGCAGGUAUAUCUUAUUUAUAUUUUUAAAGAGUCUCUAAGCCUAAAUACUUUUUUUUCUGGUAUUAUGUUUGAUCAUUCUGACGAAGUGUACAAAGUUUGUGCCUGAUUGCUUUCUUUUACU